Stylophora pistillata is the source of this 4195-nucleotide messenger RNA. RefSeq names its product hephaestin-like protein. Gene Ontology annotation, cellular component: plasma membrane. Gene Ontology annotation, biological process: iron ion transport. The record is from RefSeq and is a predicted model, not a curated record. Lineage: Eukaryota; Metazoa; Cnidaria; Anthozoa; Scleractinia; Pocilloporidae. Gene Ontology annotation, molecular function: oxidoreductase activity; copper ion binding; signaling receptor activity.
GUUUCCGGAGUUUAGGGCCAGAUGUCCUGCAUCAAAACUCAAGGGAUUUUCUACCCAAAAUAAGCUUGAUUGACGCAGGGAAACUUGACCACAGAGUUUACCAGUUCGCUUCAGACGCCAGACUGAACUCACACUUCGUUCGGGUCAAUUCGAACGAUUCUUCAGUAGUACGUCACUCGGAACUGAUAUAUUAAGAGACGUUCACAAAGUCGACCGACUAUGAAGUUGGUGAAGUCGAAUACAGCGUUCGUCUGGUUGGUAUUUUGUGUAGUUUCUCUACACCAUAACCUCGUUUCGUCCAAGGUCAGGAGGUACUACAUCGCAGCUGUCGAAAGAAAGUGGAACUACGCUCCAAGCGGAUACAACAACGUGAAAGGAUUGAAGCUUGGGGAAGAUAGUGAUGCCGCUGUGUUCACCACAAGAGGCGCUCAUACAAUAGGGAGCGUUUACAACAAGGUGCUCUAUCGAGAGUACACAGAUAGUACCUUCACCACGAAGAAGGACCACCCAAAAUACCUCGGCUUCCUAGGGCCCAUAUUGAAGGGCGAGGAAGGAGACACGCUUGAGAUCCACUUCAAGAAUAGAGCCAGUAGGAAGUUCUCGAUGCAUCCACACGGAGUCUUCUACAGGAAGGACUCUGAAGGUGCUUUGUACGAAGACAAGACCACAGGCAACGACAAGAACGAUGAUCAUGUACCUCCUGGCGGAAGUCACGUGUACAGUUGGAAGCUCACGAAUGCUCAUGCGCCAACAGACAGCGACGAUGACUGCCUUACAUGGAUAUAUCAUUCGCACGUGCUGCCCCAUAAGGAUAUUAACACUGGGUUGCUAGGAAUCAUGUUGACUUGUAAAAAGGGAGCUUUAUCCGGCGAUGGACGUAAAGGAGUAGACAAGGAGUUUGUUGGACUUUUUACUGUGCUGGAUGAAAAUGAAAGUUGGCUUCUUCAGAAGAAUAUCGACGAGUUCUGUAGUGAUCCUUCGGGAGUGAAAACAGAUGACGAAGAUUUUCAAGAGAGUAACAAGAUGCAUGCCAUAAACGGUUACUUCUACGGCAAUCUGCCCGGCCUGGAGAUUUGUCUGGGAGAUUCUGUCAAAUGGCACUUGGCUGGGAUCGGAAAUGAAGUGGACAUUCACACAGCUUACUUUCACGGACAGUCUUUCAUUAUCGAUGGUCAUCGCAAAGAUGUAGCCUCUCUUCUACCGGCAACUUUCGUGACAGCAUCUAUGAAAGCGCUGAAUCCCGGAACUUGGAUGUUGAACUGCCUUGUCAACGAUCAUUAUAACGCUGGUAUGUACGCCUUGUACCACGUCACGAAGUGUAAUGGCAAGAGUAAUUACGUGCCAACGGUGAGUGGCGGGAAAACCCGGACGUACUACAUCGCGGCAAACGAGGUACCGUGGAACUAUGGACCAACUGGAAUGAACAACAUGGAUGGCCAGAGUUUGACGAAACCUGAUAGCGACUCAGCUGUGUUCUUUGCUCAAGGUGCUGACAGAAUUGGUGGAACGUACACCAAGGCGUCGUAUGAGGAGUAUACGGACAGUACUUUUUCGGUGAACAAGGAAAAACCGAAACAUCUCGGGUUUCUUGGGCCUGUGAUCAGGGCAGAAGUUGGUGAUGUGAUCGAGGUCGUGUUCAAGAACAACGCAAACCACAACUACAGUAUUCAGCCGCAUGGAGUUUUCUUCAAUAAGUCAAACGAGGGAGCCUUGUAUCAAGAUAGAACAUCCGGGGCUCAAAAAGCUGACGAUAUCGUGCGACCGGGCCAGAAUUACACUUAUCGGUGGACUGUGCCCGAGGAAGUGGGUCCUAGUCAGAGUGACUCCAAGUGCAUCACAUGGUUGUACUAUUCCAGUGUGGAUCCUGUCAAAGACACAUAUUCUGGUCUUUUUGGUCCAUUGCUGACUUGUAAAAAAGGAUCAUUAAAGGACGACAACACACAGAAGAGCAUCGACAAAGAAUUCGUGCUGCUGUUUACUGUGACUGACGAGAGCGCGUCCUGGUAUCACGAAGAGAACAAGAAGAGAGCGACUUAUUCUAAUACAUUUAACGAUGAGGAUGAAGACUACCUUGAGAGCAACCUGAUGCACGGAAUCAAUGGUUAUCUGUACGCUAACCUUCCAGAUCUAGACGUCUGUCUUGGGGACAAAGUAUCAUGGCACCUGAUCGGCUUCGGAAAUGAAGUAGACAUGCACACAGCUUACUUUUACGGAAACACGUUCUCUGAUAACGGUCAGAUGAAGGAUACAGUCAGCCUUCUGCCAGAACACGCUGACAGCAACAAAUUCUAGAAGUGAUGUAGAUCACGAGUUUGCGCUGUUGUUCACGGUCCUGGAUGAAAACGAGAGCUGGUAUUUAGACGAGAACAUUGACAAAUAUUGCACGAGUCCCGGAAAUAAAGAUCAGCUCAAAGGUGACGCAGACUUUCAGGAAAGUAACAAGAUGCACGGCGUGAAUGGUUUCGUGUUUGCUAACGGGGAUGGUUUCAAGAUGUAUCAGAAUGAAAAAGUGGACUGGUACCUACUUGGUAUGGGUAACGAGGUUGAUCUGCAUACAGUCCAUUUCCACGGCCAAACUUUUCUUCGUAAACAUGUCGGUUAUCACCGCGAGGAUGUGUACGAUCUCUUCCCAGGAGUCUUUGCAACCGUGGAGAUGAUUCCAGACAGUGUAGGGGUUUGGUUGCUUCAUUGUCAUGUGAAUGAUCACAUGGUCGGUGGAAUGCAAACGCUUUAUACUGUUUAUGACAAAUCAACUGAUCCAAGCGCCGCGGACCUGACUGCAAGAAGCAGUUUCAUUAUAUGUUUGCUGCUAGCUGUGGGUGUGAUGGUGAUCUAAAGCGAGAAAGAAGACGUCGAAAAGCGAGCAGAUAGUCGCCCUGUGUAGACCCAAGAGCUGGUAGAGGCAAUUCUAGAUUGAAACAGAAGUAGGUGCGGUAUUAACGGAAUCCGCCACAUAGAUGUGUCUUAGACUGUAACAAAACUUCUGGAGAGGAGUUUAGAAACAUAUGAGCCUAUUUUUUCGCCUGCAUUGGGAACUUUCGUUUGGGAAGAGAUAGCAGAGUGUGUUUAGUUUUAAAAACUAACACACUUCUGCUCUCCAGAAAGUAACGAUUAAAACAAAAUUAGGUGCGAUGAUUACAGUAGCCGCCAAAUAGAUGUGUCUUAGACGGUAACAAAGGUUCUGGAGAGGAGUUUAGAAACAUAUGAGCCUUUUGUUUUCGCCUGCAGCGGGAACUUUCGUUCAGGAAGAGAUAGUAGAGUGUGUCUAGUUUUAAAAACUAACACAAUUCUGCUCUCUAGAAAGUAACGAUUUGAACAAAAUUAGGCGCAGUACUAACAGUGGCCGCCAAAUAAAUGUGUCUUAGACGGUAACAAAGCUUCUGGAGAGGAGUUAAGUAACAUAUGAGCCUUUUGUUUUUCGCCUGCAGCGGGAGCUUUCGUUUAGGAAGAGAUAGUAGAGUGUGUCUAGUUCUAUAAAAACCAACACACUUCUGCUAUCUGUAACAAAACUUUUAGAAAAGAGUUCAGUAAAAGGAGAGCCUUUUUUUCGCCUGCAGCGGGAACUUUCGUUCAGAAGGAGAUAGCAGAGUGUGCUUAGUUUAAAAAACUAACACAAUUCUGCGGCAUAGGUGUGGUAAAAAGAGAGUCCUGAAGAAAAAGAGAGGGGAAAGGGGAGAGGUAUGAUUCUCAGUUCCUCCUUCAAACUUCGCCCAUAUCCAACUUCUAAGCUUUUUUAUGUUAAUCUCAGACCGAUUUUCAUAAUUUGUUUUCGAUUUCCAAUCCCAUAAACUCAAAUGUUGUCAGUAGACAACUCCUUUCCAUAUUUCCUCUUCAGGUCUCCUUGUUGCAAAAUACAGCUUUUAAGUACUGUUUGUAUGGCAUGACUGCUGUGUGGGAUUUCAUAUGGACUUCUUUGAAUUUAGUCUGCGUAGCUUGACCAGUGUGUUGAUUACCUAGCAGUUUAUUUUUCAGAAGUUCAAAACAGACAAACUGAAGUUUUUGACGUACAUCUUAAAGUAGUCAGGAAUGAAAAGUAGUUUUUCAACAAGGAUUAAUGUUUUGAGUUAAUAAGCUGAAGUUAGAUGAGAAUCCUCUAAUUUUCGUCUUAUUUUGUUUUUUAAGAGAAGGAACUUGCAUGCUUCAAACUUUGCAAACGCAUAGACAAGUGUUAAAAUAAAGAAGUAAUUCCACGUGA